Paramuricea clavata is the source of this 2512-nucleotide messenger RNA. Lineage: Eukaryota; Metazoa; Cnidaria; Anthozoa; Malacalcyonacea; Plexauridae. The record is from the annotation of a GenBank genome assembly.
AAAAAAAUUAAAUUCUAUCUAAAUUAAAAUUAGUAAAAUUGCAAAAUUUGGUUACGAAAUGUUGUAAAAUUACGAAAUGUUGUUUCUGUUUGUAUUUCCGCACGUAAUAUACAAACAUAUAUACAAAAUUUGCAAACUUUGCAAGACUAUAUUUUCCAAGCUUUACAACAUUUCGCAACCAAAUUUUGCAAUUUUACUAAUUUCAUUAUGUUCUUUUUAGCUGUGGUGUGUGAUUGCCUUUUCUUUGCUUAGAUUAAAAUUUAGUCUAACAUGCAAGUUGUCCAUUGAAAAUUAAUGUCAUGCCGUGAGUCCGCGAUAAUGCAUUACGUGAAUCCACACGCUACACUGACACUAAACCUCAUGAUGGCAUCUUUAAAACGGAAAAAAGGAAAAUUCAUGGUUUUGGUGCUUUUGUUUCUGGUUUGUUUGGUAUGGUCUUUCGUAAACUACAUUGCACAUGUGUCCAAUUCGACCAGACUUCCUACAGCGAGUGAUGCUUUCACAAUACGACAACCCGAUGCUAAAGUUGAAUGUAUUCAUAAUUCUAAACGAAACAGCUCUACGGAAGUGGAUAUCGCUACGGGAAGUAAAGAUAACUUAAAUGCGGCUAACGUGGCUAUGAUGCUAAAAGGAAUUAAUAGAACAUUGAUAAAAUUUAUAAACAAUUUUCAUGCAUCGAAGAUUUCUGAAAAUCCUAUAGGAACAACGAGAAAGCCAACGGCAAAACCGUCGAUUGACAUAGUAAACGACUAUUACCCUUUUGUAGAUUUUAAGUUCGUUUUCCCGGAAAUUUCGCCCAAAGUUGAAACAACACCAGAGAUUUUUAUGAUGGUUUUGGUCAAUUCGGGCGCCAAGGGCGACGAGUUUCGAAAACGUCGCGAGGCUGUCCGACAAACCUGGGGAAAUCGCAGCAAUUGUGAACAACGUAAAGCUUUGGAAGAUGAAAGAAUGAAAGAUUUAAGGUGGCUUCUCGUAUUUGUUGUUGGAAAAGCAGGAUCGGGAACGAACGAUGAUGAACUAAACAUGGCUGAAGCUAGACAACACAAUGAUAUGUUGAUAGGAAAUAUCACAGACAACUAUAUUAAUAAUGUUGUCAAGUUCUACAUGGGACAAGUGUGGGCAAGUAAAUUUGAUAUAAAAUACACAAUGAAAACAGACGAUGAUGUUUAUGUGCGCAUACCACGUGUGUUGGAAUAUCUUGUUAAUGCUAAGUUUCCAAGACCAUUUUACGGAGGUAUGACCUACCUACCAAUCAGAGUUAAUCGUGUUAUUGGUGGCAAAUGGACAGUUAGUUGGAAAUAUUUUGGUGAAGUGAAUUUUCCGAUGUUUAAUGCUGGUGCAUUCUUUAUUCUGUCCAGCGACCUUCUCAAUGGAUUAUUUAACUAUGUCUAUAUAAGAAAACCAUUUCACACAGACGACGCAUAUGUAGGGGUGGCAAUGCGAGAUUUUGGGGUAAAAAUUAGAACAAUAUUUUCGUUUGCUGUUAGGCGGGAUAUGAGUGAGUUUAUACAUAAAGCUGAGGCCUGUAAGAUAUUACGUCUAGAUGGCUUUGGACAUGAUGUGGACCCAGAAUCAACGAGAUUUCUUCAUAAUCGCCUCAAGACAUUGGCUUGUGGGAGUUUACAUCUCAAGUGUUAAAUUCAUGUGAAACAAAGAAACUUUAUAGUCGUACAGCUCAACCUAGUUGCUUUAGUAGUGUGUGAUAAUUACUGAAUUUUGUAGAAUUGAAUAUACUUGAAUGCUUGUGAAGCGCUUAUUCACCGUGUUCACACUUACAAAACGGAAAAUUGAAGCGCCGUCUGUCACUGGUAAGUUGUAAAACAUGGAAUCUUGGAAUCUGGAAUCUUGGAAUCUUAUUAUACUUAUGCAACAUAUUGUUCUGCAUGCGAUAAUUUAAUACUUGGUGAGUUAGCAGAAGCAGAUCUUGGUAAUAUAUUAUCAGUAUAUACUAUAUACGUUGCAGAAUUUAGUAUCUCCAUCUUAAUGCCAAUACCUAAUAAUGUAAAGGAUGUGCGCAUCUAAAUAAUAUCUAAAUAAUAUAGCUUUAUGAUGAGAGCUAGGCCUAGGAUAAGAAUCGUAUACGACCGUGUGAUGUUUCCAUAAAUACCGUCAUACCGAGCAAUUACAUUCCCUGCAUGCAAUUGGCUGUUGUAUAUUCUGAUCUUCCUAUAUUAUCCAGUAUUAUCACCAGUCACGAUAUUAUCAGCAAAUUGUCCAAAAUAUGUGUUUACUUAGUUGUUGGAAGCAUGCAGUGUAGAUGUCACACAUCACCAUCAUUUUGAAUCUUGCUUUUAUCCACAAAUUGUAUAUGGAAAGGACAAAAUAUUUAAGGCAGAACAUAAGACUGAAAUUGUGUAAAUGAUUAAACAAUAUUUAACUCUAGCUAUAAAAGUACAGUAUCAAUUGACAAUUUGACAAUGCUGCAAAAGAAAAGUUGAAAGUUGUCCAUAUGAUAUCAGCACAAUGGCUGUGGGUUCGCUUUUUCAUAUACCCAGGGCCGUACACAGCGCGG